AUGGAAGUGGAACUGAUUGAUAGGAUAUUUGUCAAGCCUGAAGCUGAGAUGAUUUGUGCCAUCCCUAUUAGUUGUCUUGGGGCUAAUGAUAAGAUGUUUUGGGGUUUCUCAAAGAAGGGUAAGUUUACUGUGAGGAGUACUUACCAUGCUGAGGUUCAAUGGCAGUAUGAGAGAAGAGGGAGCACAUCUGAGGUAAGAAAAGAUGCAGAGCAGUGGAAGAAUUUGUGGUCGAUGGAUGUACCUGGUGGUCGUAGGCACUUUGUAUGGAAUGCCUUAAAUAAUGCUUUGCCCACGAAGUCUAACUUGUUCAAAAGAAAGGUGACUGAGGACUCUUUGUGUCCUAUGUGUAGAAGGGAAGAAGAGGACGUGCAACAUGCUCUAUGGUGUUGUCCUGCAGCUGCUGAUGUAUGGGAUGAAAACAGUAGUCAUGUGAGAAAGUGGCUGAACCAGAUUCAUGAUUUUUCGAGAUUGUGGUCUGAGUUGAGUAACAGGCUGUCAAAUGGGUGUUUGGAAAGGGUUGUAGCUAUCAUGAGGGGUAUAUGGGGGAGGAGGAAUGCUUUUGUCUUUGAAGACAAGUUUGCCAGUCCUGGCCAUGUGGUGAGAACAACCUUAGCUGGGUUGGAAGAGUAUCAGGAAGCUAAUGCAAAAAUGGAAGGAAGUCGAGUGAGGUGUGAAGCAAGGAGGGAAAGAAGAAGAUGGCAAAUACCUGUGGGGGAUAAUUGUAAGCUUAAUUUUGAUGCGGCUGUUGAUCUAAAUAACAGGAGGAUUGGUAUUGGAAUUAUUGUUAGGGAUUGCAAUGGAGAUAUUCUGGCUGCAGUUUGA
Juglans regia (Persian walnut) is the source of this 822-nucleotide messenger RNA. RefSeq lists its product as uncharacterized. Bases 1 to 822 code for a protein of 273 amino acids. The transcript has a single exon. Lineage: Eukaryota; Viridiplantae; Streptophyta; Magnoliopsida; Fagales; Juglandaceae. The record is from RefSeq and is a predicted model, not a curated record.